Messenger RNA from Nelumbo nucifera (sacred lotus), 1489 nucleotides. RefSeq names its product malate dehydrogenase, glyoxysomal-like. Gene Ontology annotation, cellular component: chloroplast; cytoplasm. Gene Ontology annotation, molecular function: L-malate dehydrogenase (NAD+) activity. Gene Ontology annotation, biological process: tricarboxylic acid cycle; malate metabolic process. Lineage: Eukaryota; Viridiplantae; Streptophyta; Magnoliopsida; Proteales; Nelumbonaceae. The record is from RefSeq and is a predicted model, not a curated record.
UGCUGGAAAAGCCGUAGCUGCGUAGGAGAUCAAUGACAGAGUUUGGGCCUUUGGGGUGAAUUGGAGAGGAGGGAAGGAGAAGCUACUUGCUCUAAGUGUUUGAUAACCGCAAGAACCAUAACGCAAACAUAAGGCUUCUCAGCAGGAAAUUUCAAUUUCCACGCAUCUCGACUUUAGGAUAUCACCGUCAUCCUCACCGAUACGCCAAGAUGCAACCGAGCGCGAAGGUUAAUCAACGUAUUGCAAGGAUCUCUGCUCAUCUCUGCCCCUUUAAUCUCCAGACGGAUGAAACUUCAAUUUUGAGGCGGGAAAAUUGCCGAACGAAGGGUGGUUCAUCUGGAUUCAAGGUUGCUAUCCUGGGUGCGGCUGGUGGCAUUGGCCAACCUCUCGCAAUGUUGAUGAAGAUGAAUCCACUGGUUUCUGUUCUCCAUCUCUAUGAUGUUGUCAAUUCUCCUGGUGUCACAGCAGACAUCAGCCACAUGGACACUAGUGCUGUGGUACGUGGUUUUCUGGGACAACAGCAACUGGGGAGUGCUCUUACUGGGAUGGACUUGGUUAUAAUUCCAGCUGGUGUUCCCAGGAAGCCAGGAAUGACAAGGGAUGAUCUGUUCAACAUCAAUGCUGGAAUUGUUAAGACCCUUUGUGAAGGGAUUGCUAAAUGCUGCCCUCAUGCUAUAGUCAACUUAAUCAGCAAUCCUGUGAACUCUACAGUACCAAUUGCAGCAGAGGUUUUCAAAAAGGCUGGCACUUAUGAUCCUAAGCGACUUUUGGGGGUUACAAUGCUUGAUGUUGUUAGAGCCAAUACUGUUGUGGCAGAAGUUUUAGGUAUUGAUCCCAGGGAAGUUGAUGUUCCAGUUAUUGGUGGCCAUGCAGGAAUUACAAUUUUACCUCUUCUGUCACAGGUUAAGCCUCCUAGCUCUUUCACUCCUCAAGAAAUUAACUACCUGACAGACCGCAUUCAGAAUGGGGGAACAGAAGUUGUUGAGGCUAAAGCUGGGGCUGGAUCUGCAACUCUCUCUAUGGCAUAUUCUGCUGCUAAAUUUGCAGAUGCAUGCCUGCGGGGCUUGAAAGGAGAUGCUGGAAUUGUUGAGUGUGCUUUUGUGGCUUCUGAGGUGAUCGAGCUCCCCUUUUUUGCAUCCAAGGUACGACUUGGCCGUACUGGAGUAGAGGAAAUCUAUCCACUGGGUCCCCUGAAUGAAUACGAGAGGAUGGGUUUGGAGAAGGCAAAGAAAGAGUUGGCAGCAAGCAUUGCUAAAGGAAUUUCUUUUAUUAGGAAAUAAUAUGAAAAACAAUAAGUAUUAGGAAAUAGAAUAAAAAUAGGGGAAAUAAAAAAGAAUCUGUAUUUCACCCUUCCUUCCCCUCCAUCUGUAAACAUCAAUUAUUUUGAAAUAAGUAGUCUCUUGUUGUAUCCUAAAGCAGAUGGAGGUGAAUUUUCUCCAGUGGAGGUAGAUAAUUAAACCAAUCGCAGAUGAGGCAAGAAUGAGAUUAA